Dunckerocampus dactyliophorus (ringed pipefish) is the source of this 3294-nucleotide messenger RNA. It is a transcript of the gene cbfa2t2, whose product is annotated as CBFA2/RUNX1 partner transcriptional co-repressor 2. NCBI's taxonomy places the organism in Eukaryota, Metazoa, Chordata, Actinopteri, Syngnathiformes, Syngnathidae. Gene Ontology annotation, biological process: negative regulation of DNA-templated transcription; DNA-templated transcription. Gene Ontology annotation, molecular function: transcription corepressor activity. The coding region runs from base 379 to 2130 and encodes 583 amino acids. The record is from RefSeq and is a predicted model, not a curated record. Gene Ontology annotation, cellular component: nucleus. The transcript is spliced from 11 exons.
AGUCAAGUUCUGAGACAGUGUACGGCUGCAGAGUCUGCGAGUGCGCACACGGAGGAGGACGCACACUGAGAGACUGGAGACACAUUGAGGACAUAAUACCAACCACAGAGGACACGAGGGGAAGAAGAAAAGGGGAGACAACGUGUGUGCACCGCAGUUUUAGAUGCGUGCGUGUGUCGAUCUAAAGUCGUCGUUAUCUCCAUCUGGCUGCCAUCUGGCCUCCCGUUUGUGGGAAUGCGGACACAUGCGUGACAUAUGAGGGAGAGACAAAACGCAGAGGAUAAGGACCGCUAAAGAACUGCAGCUUGACUUUCUCACAAGACUUUGACGUGUGGACUCUACUAGAGUGGAGACAGUAAAGAGAAGAAGAGCCCUGCCAUGCCCGGUUCUCCUGUGGAUGCUAAGACUCAUUCCAGAUCAGCUCCCAGCAGCAGCAUCGCCGCCAUGCCUCCCCUGCCCUCCAUCAACCCCAGCGGCCCACGCCUGGCCUCCUUCUCCACCACAGCACUGACCAACGGGAACCACCAUUCCCCACCCACCCUCAACGCGGUGCCGUCACCACCACAGCGCUACAGCAACGGGCCCUCGUCGUCGUCGUCGUCGUCACUGGCCAACCAGCAGCUGCCGGCCACCUGCGGCGCACGUCAGCUGAGCAAGCUCAAGCGCUUCCUGACCACACUGCAGCAGUUCGGCAACGACAUCUCCCCGGAGAUCGGAGACAGCGUCAGGAGCUUAGUGCUGGCCCUUGUGAAUUCAACGGUGACCAUUGAGGAGUUUCACUCCCGGCUUCAGGAGGCCACCAACUUUCCCUUAAGGCCGUUUGUUAUUCCCUUUCUUAAGGCGAACCUCCCCCUGCUGCAGAGAGAGCUGCUCCACUGUGCACGUGCAGCCAAGCAAACCCCCGCCCAGUACCUGUCCCAGCAUGAGCACCUCCUGCUCAGCACCACCAUGGCGUCCUCGCCCGACUCUUCUGAGCUGCUGAUGGAACCCGCCGAAGCCGCGGCCAAGAGGCCCAGCCCGAGCAGGGUCAAGGAGAACGGCUUCCACGAACGUCCGCCCGUAGCCUUGGAGCCUGCCGCCAAGCGCAUUUGCACCAUCAGCCCCGCUCCCCGCCACAGCCCCGCCCACCCGCUGCCACUCAAUGCCCAGCUGCACCCGACCCCUCCGCCUCUGCAGCACUACGCGCUGGAUGACAUCGCGGCACCGCACAUCCUACACCGUGAGCACAGCCAACGGAUGCUGGAGAUCAGAGAGCUCAAAGACAGACCGAGGCUGCCUGGCACUAACGGGGGCUUCCGUGAGGAGCCGGUGGACCAUAGGCUGACGGAUAGGGAGUGGGCUGAUGAAUGGAGGCAUCUGGACCACGUGUUGAACUCCAUCGUGGACAUGGUGGAAAAGACACGGAGGUCGGUGAGCGUCCUGCGGCGGUGUCAGGAGUCGGACCGCGAGGAGCUCAAUUACUGGAGGCGGCGCUCCAGCGAGCAGGAGGACGCUCGCAAAGGAGGCUCUGCGCCCUUCUCCAAAACGCACAGCCCCCACUCUGCAGAGUCGGAGUCCCAGCGCGACUUUGCCCCACGACCCGGCUCAGCGUACGUCACAGACGAGAUCUGGAGGAAAGCCGAGGAGGCGGUGAACGAGGUGAAGCGUCAAGCCAUGGACGAGGUGCAGAAGGCAGUGGCGGAGGCUGAGCAGAAGGCCUUCGAGAUGAUCGCCGCCGAGAGGGCCAAGAUGGAGAAAACGCUGGCCGAGGCCAAAAGGAAGGCUCAAGAGGACGCCAUCAUGGUCAUCAACGAGCAAGAGGAUUCCAGCGAGUGUUGUUGGAAUUGCGGCCGCAAAGCCAGCGAAACGUGCAGCGGCUGCAACGCAGCGCGCUACUGCGGCUCCUUCUGCCAGCACAAAGACUGGGAGAGGCACCACCUCAUCUGCAGCCCGGGACUUCAGGCUCAGCCCAAACCCGUUUCCGCCAUCGCUGCCGCCAGGGUGGCCGCCGGGGUGUCCCCUGCGGGCUUGGCCGGGAUCAAAGCCCCCGACAGCGUGCCCUCGGUGUCCAGUCCCGGCGGAGAGAAGGUGGCAUCUCGCUCGUCCACCCCUUCUACCCCGGCCUCGGCGCCUGAGACCAACGGACAUUAAAGAGUUUGCCUCCUUGCUGAACUAUUUGUGGGUCACGUCAGGGCAACACGUCUUUGGCGGAUAGAGAGGACGUUCAUCGGACCAACAUCUGAUGACCCAUCUCAGAUUAUAGAGAUUAAAAAGAUGUACAAAGACGCCUUCCUCUGAAGCAGCUUUUCUUUCCACUUCUUUUGUGUAUAAAUGUAGAUGAGGAGGAGGAGGAUGUCAUGUGUCAUAAAAGCAGUUUUAUUCUGUAGAUUUAAUCACAAAACACCUUGUUUCGCCAAAUUCCAGUCAGGUUGUGUGUGAAUGUGUCAACCGAUGUCUCCAAAUGUUUUUUCGCAAGGCAAUAUCAACACAAAGCAUUCAGGUAUUAUGUCACCAAAGUUACGAGUAUAUCCGCAUAAAACACACAAAAAAGACGUUUCCACCAAACGGUACUGUUCGGUUCGGAACCUUAAACCUUGAUCUGACUAACAAUGGAGAGCAUUUCUGUGAUCUUUUGCUUUGUUUCUGAAAACCAAUGAGUGUAGAAAAGCACCACCCUGAUGGUACCGUUACCCCUGCUGUAGUGUGUACCACUCAGUCUUGGCAUGCAUUGGAUUUAUCGCAGUUGGGAAACAGACCAGUUUACUUUUUGUGAUCUUUCAUUUUAUUUAUGAAGACCAAACAGUGCGGAAAACCACCACUCUCUUGGUACUCGUGCAGAAGGUGCCAAAAAGUGGUAGAGUACCGACCAGAUAUGGUAUGCAAGCGCUGCCCUUCAGCUGGCGGGAUACAUUCAGGUGGUCUACAACCAUGCAUUUCUACUCUACUCUCCGCAUCUUGCACCAUGUUCAACCAAACUCUACUACUUUGGUGGAAACGGAGCUUUUGAAAAUGAUGGCAAAUGGUUGUUUUCUUGUUUUUGUUUCAUUUUUUGUUUUAUUUUAGCACUUGAUCAGAGUGGUAGCAAAUGGACGUCAAAAGGCGGCGAGACCUCAGGAGAUUUUGUUUUCGUUUUCUUUGCAGCUUAAGUGAGCUUUUCUUAUGAGCUAAACACACUUGUCGUCUUUUGUUGCAAGAAAGAGUCUAUUUUCCUUUGCCCUGUUUGUCCUUUCAACACGUUUUUGGUACGAGUCACAUCCACGAGAGGUUUUCAUGACGUAAAGUACAAAAUAAAGAUAAUAGAGUUACUGUAAUCCA